GUAAUCGUUAUAAUAAUAUAAGUUACGAGGAAAAAAAUCUUCCAGUUGGACCUUUGGGAGAAGAGCUGGCUGAAAUGGGACUGGAAGACGUGCAAGAUAUCUGGAAAAUAUUUAAUGCCGCCAUCAUACAAUUGUUGCAGGUGUCAGAAGAAGAAUAUAAUGCAAUUUACGAGUCUGCAAUUCAGUACUUGAAAACAGUUGGUGCUAAAAUG
Paraglomus occultum is the source of this 212-nucleotide messenger RNA. Lineage: Eukaryota; Fungi; Glomeromycota; Glomeromycetes; Paraglomerales; Paraglomeraceae. The record is from the annotation of a GenBank genome assembly.